Messenger RNA from Raphanus sativus (radish), 1686 nucleotides. Its product is annotated as scarecrow-like protein 18. The transcript has a single exon. Gene Ontology annotation, cellular component: nucleus. The coding region runs from base 37 to 1398 and encodes 453 amino acids. The record is from RefSeq and is a predicted model, not a curated record. Gene Ontology annotation, biological process: regulation of DNA-templated transcription; meristem initiation. Gene Ontology annotation, molecular function: sequence-specific DNA binding; DNA-binding transcription factor activity. NCBI's taxonomy places the organism in Eukaryota, Viridiplantae, Streptophyta, Magnoliopsida, Brassicales, Brassicaceae.
GACUCAUUUGAUCGAGAGAGAAAAAGAAUCUAUCAUAUGAACCAAAAAAGCAUCUUUCUAUCUUAUCAAAUGCUUGCUUCCUUCAAAUCCUCUAGCUCCUCCUCCGAAGAUGCCACCACCGAGAACAAUCCUCCUCCGUUAUGGCUCGCCUCAUCCUCAGCCGCAACAUCAGCCGCUCAUCACCUCCGUCGUCUACUAUUCACAGCUGCUGAUUUCAUCUCUCAGUCAAACGUCUCCGCCGCUCAAAACUUACUCUCAAUUCUCUCCACAAACUCUUCCCCUUACGGCGACUCCACGGAGCGGCUCGUCCAUCUCUUCACCAAAGCCUUGUCCGUACGGAUCGGCUUGACUGAAUACACUGCCACGUGGACAACGAACGAAAUGACUAGCUCCACGGUUUUUACCAGCAGUGUAUGCAAAGAACAGUUCUUGUUUCGGACCAAGAACAACAACAACAACUCCGAUCUCGAGUCUUGUUACUAUCUUUGGCUGAAUCAACUAACGCCGUUUAUUCGGUUCAGCCAUUUAACGGCGAACCAAGCGAUCCUCGACGCGACGGAGACAAACAACGGUAACGGUGCUUUGCAUAUACUCGACUUAGAUAUAUCACAAGGACUUCAAUGGCCUCCACUGAUGCAAGCCCUAGCCGAGAGAUCAUCGUCAAACCCUAGCAGUAGUACUCCAGCUCCUUCUCUCCGCAUAACCGGAUGUGGUCGAGAUGUAACCGUAUUAAACCGAACCGGAGACCGGCUAACCCGGUUUGCUAACUCUCUAGGUCUUCAGUUUCAGUUUCACACGCUUGUGACCGUUGAAGAAGACUUCACCGGACUUUUGCUACAGAUCCGACUGUUAGCUCUCUCGGCCGUACAAGGAGAGACCAUCGCCGUCAACUGCGUCCACUUCCUUCACAGAUUCCUUAACGAAGAUCACGGAGACAUGUUCGGUCACUUUUUGUCGGCGAUCAAGAGCCUAAACCCUAGAAUCGUGACAAUGGCGGAGAGAGAAGCGAACCAUGGAGAUCCUUCGUUCUUGACUAGAUUCUCAGAGGCUGUGGAUCAUUAUAUGGCGAUAUUUGAUUCGUUGGAAGCGACUUUGCCGCCAAACAGUAGAGAGCGGCUAACCCUAGAGCAACGGUGGUUCGGUAAGGAAAUUUUGGAUGUUGUGGCGGCAGAAGCGGCGGAAAGAAAGCAAAGACAUCGGAGGUUUGAGGUUUGGGAAGAGAUGAUGAAGAGACAUGGCUUUGUUAACGUGCCGAUAGGAAGCUUUGCUUUGUCACAAGCUAAGCUUCUUCUUAGACUCCAUUAUCCUUCGGAAGGUUAUAAUCUUCAGUUUCUCAACGAUUCUUUGUUUCUUGGAUGGAAAAAUCGUCUUCUCUUCUCCGUUUCAUCGUGGAAAUGAUUUAGUAGAGAGAGAUAGAGAAAAAAAUAUCUGAUAAUUUUUGGUGUUAGGGCAAACAAAAAAUAUAAUUUUACAGAUGACGACGGAGGACGGUGGCUCCGGCGAUGAGGAAUCUUGGGAUGUGUGUCCUUUUUUGUUUCUUGGGAAGCUGAAACAAAGAGAACCUAAUCUUUUGUGUUCAACCUACUAAUAUCUAUUUUUUCAAACUCAAUCUUAGGUGUAUCGGUUAAACAUAUAUAAUCCCAUAUGUCUCUUUUCUUUUCAUUUUUAUUUGAUUAUUUUAGUUGA